CACGCUAGAUUCUCUGUGCCAAGUAUGCAAAUUCAACACAAAAUCUCAAGAUUAAAAUAUAUGCUAAAACUUGAUCUGUUUGUGCUGACACGUUACUUGAUGCAAUCAUUGUAAUUUGCCAUAAAGAACUCACAAAAACAACUUCUCUUUUACAUUAUGUUGACAGAUGAUAACUUUUACUCAUAUCCAUUAUAGAUAUAUCUUACUUAAAAAAUGGAGACUUACCAAAAGUGUUUACAAGUUUUAAAAUCAAACCAAUCAGAUAGUGAGAAACUAGCAGCGCUCAUGGUUGUUUCCAAGCUAUCUUCAAGUUUAACUCUUGACGAGAAGAAUGUGUGUGAUUUAUUUCAAGCUGUCACACCCACAUUUUUGAUGAGAUUGAUCAAAUCAAAAGCAAAUGAAAGUGAUGAUACAAGUAAAAUGCUCAAAGAUGUGGCAGUAAGCAUAAUUUCGCUUUUUGUUCAGCUUAUUCCUGAUGUAGUUUUGAAGGAGGAACUGAUAUUUGAAGAAAUUUUUGCUACAAUAAGUGAAGAUCAUCAUGAAUGUAUCGAUGCUUGGAUUGAUGUCAUCGUUUCCAUUUCUUAUCAUGACAAAGGAAGAAGCCUUUUACUUGACUACAAAUUAUUAACAGUUUUUCGAAAUUUAAUACUUCAAACGGAAAAACAAGAGAAUGUUUUCACCCUCCUAUCAAAUCUAUUAGUCAAAGGUCAUCAACCGAAUCCCACAGUUGUUGAAUUUAUCCUGAAACUUUCUAAAGAAUUUAAGAUCACUCAGGAGCUUGUAAAAUUUCAAUAUGUCAAUGUUUUAGAUAAACUGUUUAGCUUGAUAUCAGCAAAAAUGACAGUUGAUUAUAAAGAUGAUUAUUAUAUGAAGAUAUUAAAAAAUAUUGCUGAUGGAUGCGGUGAUAUUAUGCAGUCCCGUGUCAAAAGUGACCAAAAAAGAUCUGUUAUCAUGUUGAUAUCCAAAACAUUGGCAGUAUUUGGGGUAGAAUGGAUUUUUGAUGGAAAAUGUGUUGAAAAGAAUGCUAAAUUUAUAAUACUAACUUUAACUGUUAUAAGCAUUGAGAUGGCUUGUCUUUUCCAAGAAAAUCCCCACAACAUUGUAUUAGUGGAACAAAAAUGCCUUAUCAACUCUUUCUUUGAUAUUUCUGUAAAAGUGUUACAGUUUCUUUGUGGUGAUGCUUUUGAACAACACAACCUGUCUAAUGAUAGCAAAUUCAUUUUGAAUGCUUUUAACUGCUUAAAAAAUAUUAUGAAAACAACCUAUGAAAAUUUGGAACUAGUUAACGUGGAAUCAGUAAAACCACUCGAUGAUCCUGUUUUAAUGGAUGCUCUUUCUAUGGUUUGUGUUUGGGCAACUGAGGAGACUGAACAUUUAAGGGAAGAACUGCAGAAAAUAAUACCACUUAUCGUUAAAGUUGGAACAGUUGAUCUUGAAGAAAAUGUCAGAAAUGGUAAGCCCACGCAUUUUCUACAUGCGAUGUCGCCAUGUGUCGCACAACUGUUACCAGAUGACGCGAUGAGAAAAGUUUUAAUCAGAUGUAAAUGUCAAGAUUUGUACAUAAGUUACUUUUGUUGAAUGGUUCAAUCCAAACAAACUGAGAUAGUUUGUUUGAAGGCAGUUAACUCGACCAUACAUAUCCUAUAUCAGUUACUUUUGCUUGAACCGAAGCAUUGUUAUGAAAGCAAGUUGUUCGAUGAGUUGGUCACAUCAACUCGAAACAUCAUCCAUGAUUUUCUUGCAUCCAGUGCAGAUAAAAGCGAGUAUUAUACCAGUUUUGAAAUAAUCGCACUUUUUUCACACUGCUGCGUUUAAAAUCCUAUGAAGUUGACUCAAUUAUUCAAACUCUUACAGAAGCUUCUAUUAACUUUAUUUUUAACGAAAUUGAUAGGAGUGUUGCGGGUGAUUUGAAAGAUAUUUGGAUCAUUGCUGCUCAGAACAUCAUGGUCUAUGUAACAGAACACGAAAAGUUAUAUCGUCAUUUAAAAACACGAUCUUCACAACUUUUUCAAAAGACAGGACCAGAAUACGAAGACUAUAAAAAUGUUUUUAAGCAGGUGUUAUGAUUUGUAAUGUCAAAAGAAGUUGAUCAAGUCAAGGUA
Messenger RNA from Hydractinia symbiolongicarpus, 2102 nucleotides. RefSeq names its product neurochondrin homolog. The record is from RefSeq and is a predicted model, not a curated record. Lineage: Eukaryota; Metazoa; Cnidaria; Hydrozoa; Anthoathecata; Hydractiniidae. The coding region runs from base 214 to 1578 and encodes 454 amino acids. The transcript is spliced from 2 exons.